AUGAUAAGGGGAAAGAAAAUGACAUCUAGCCGCAGGCAUCAUCUGAAGAGUUUGAUGCUGCAGAUCGCUGCCAGUUGGAUUGAGCAGGAGAAGAAGGACAUUGAAGCUGCGAAGGAGGCUUAUGUGGCUGAAAACUGCCCAGCCCCUGACCUCAGUGGAGACCAGAAUGCCCUCAUGGAAAUCUGCAAGAAGCUCAGCCAGGUCAUCGAUAAGAUUGAUGAGGCAAGGUACGACAUCGAGGCCAAAGUUCAGAAGGCCGACAAAGAGAUUGCGGAUCUGAAGCUGAAGGUGGUCGAGCUGGCUGGAGUGAAGAAACCUGCCCUGAAGAAAGUGCGUAUGUCUGCUGACGCCAUGCUGCAGGCUCUGCUCGGCUCCAAACACAAGGUGACCAUGGACUUGAGGGCCAACCUGAAGCAGGUCAAGAAGGAGGUGAAAGAAGAGUCAACAGAGGCAGUUGGUGACUGGCGUAAAAACAUUGAGGACAAGGCCGACAGGAAGAAGAUGUUUGAGACUUCCUAAAACCCUCGAGAACUGGCGAGGACAAUGGCAGGGGAGACGUUUCCAUCUGAGGUCUGAGUGACUGAAUUCGUCUAUGUCCCAUGUGGACACUCAGGGGCAGGAGCUUAGAUGUUUUUUUGUUGUUUUUUGGUUGUUUUUGUGAUACGUCACUUCCCCAAGAGAGACUGCACCAAACACGGUAGCAUUAUCCUGUAAACAGUUAAAAUGUCUGGCAGAGAAACAUCACUUGAAAAUGUACAGGUUUUCAUGGAAUCAUUAGCAAUAAAUGUUUU
Molecule: messenger RNA, 791 nt
Organism: Acanthochromis polyacanthus (spiny chromis)
Lineage: Eukaryota; Metazoa; Chordata; Actinopteri; Pomacentridae
Product: troponin I, fast skeletal muscle-like
Exons: 6
Coding region: 1-519 (172 amino acids)
Biological process (GO): muscle contraction
Cellular component (GO): troponin complex
Source: RefSeq, a predicted model, not a curated record